GUGUACGAGAGAGCUAAUUGAGUGCACUCUAAUUUAAUUAAGUUCAUGAAAGACUAGAGCGGAACCAGUCGUUUCUCUCCAUUUUGUGAAUGGAUUCAGCUUURAGAAAGAACUGUUAUAGAAUGGAUCUAAAGGAGCCUGUCCCAGACYCCCGAAAGCGCGCCAAAUCACAGCCAAACAUUCAACCACUGGCAAAAGAAACCAAAAGAAACCAAAGAAACACUCACAAGAAAAUAGAUGAUAUUCCUCUUGAAAAAGACGCUAGCUCAUCACCCCCAGUCCCCUCCAUACUGUUAGAAGGAGAAGUACUGGACGUAGACCCAGAUGUUCCCGAAAUUCACCGCGUGGUCAUAGCAGGAAAUUUAGAACGUCUAAAAGAGUUGAUAGAAUCUGGGGAGAGUGUAAAUACCCCUGAUUUAGACGGGUGGCCGCCCCUGCAUGCGGCAAUUAAGAGCAGAAAUUACGAUUGUGCGCAGCUGUUGAUCAAACAUGGUGCAACUGACUUUUUUGARAGACAAAAGGAAGAAUAUCUAACCAGACAUAAUCUAUCGGCUAGAAUUACUAAAGGGAGACUCAUGUCAUUCUAGAAUCGAGGACUCCAAGUCUUAAAGUUUGGCAAUGGACGAUUUCCGAAUUGCGCAGGUCAAUUGAAUAUCGCGCCAAAAAUUAGCGUUAUGAAGCUCUCUAAAUUUUUACCACAGAUACCUCGUUUUCAUGUGCACAUCUGCGAUAUCUUUUCACGGCGCUUUGUAUUUCGGAAAUCGUCUAUUGGAAAACUGGUAYUUGAAGAAAAUUCCCACAAAGUCCUGGAUAAAAAAAUUAAAACUAUAAAUAGAAUUUUGUAGAGUAGAAAAUAACGCAAAAAUCUGCAUGUUUCACAAAGUGAUAAAAAGAAAUAAUGCAAUUCUAACAGUCAAAACAACUUUUUUUAAUGUGUGUUGUGAUUGACCGUUCUCUAGGCUUAAUUUCACUUUUAAACACUGCUAGCAAUCCAAGAUGGCGGUCAUACCACAUGAUUGUAUAAACCGCUGGUCGCAAAUACUUAGGUAAGGGCACAGAGAGCCCAACAUUAACAAACCAAUAUUACAACAUUGCGGUCUCUUACAUUGUGGUCACGUUUCUAGUAAAACUAAAAGCCCCUCRUUGAAUUACAUUCAAUGUGGUCGCGCUUCGAGAUUAUUAAUAUAAGGAAAAAAUGAUAAUGCUGCAUAUUCAACUCCUUAUUCAAAUGAUUUUGCUUUUUUUUCUAGUGUUUUUCUUGUUUUGUUGUUGUUGUUGUUGUUGUUGCUGUUGUUGUUGUUGUUUUUGCUUCUUGUUUUGUCUUGUUAAAGAUUUUUACCUGGCUUCGCAUGGUUCGAAGCAAGCAAGGAAGUUAUAAAGCAUACAAAAAAUAUAAAUAAAAUUAAAUAAA
Molecule: messenger RNA, 1411 nt
Organism: Exaiptasia diaphana
Lineage: Eukaryota; Metazoa; Cnidaria; Anthozoa; Actiniaria; Aiptasiidae
Product: protein phosphatase 1 regulatory subunit 12A
Exons: 2
Coding region: 90-587 (165 amino acids)
Molecular function (GO): protein binding
Source: RefSeq, a predicted model, not a curated record